Messenger RNA from Rubroshorea leprosula, 1468 nucleotides. The record is from the annotation of a GenBank genome assembly. Lineage: Eukaryota; Viridiplantae; Streptophyta; Magnoliopsida; Malvales; Dipterocarpaceae.
AAGCCACUAAGAGAUUUUCAGUUUAGUAUGUCUGCUUGCACUUCCAAAGAUUAGUUCAUUGAUUUUUCCUUAUAGUUUCUUGUGUUAAUGAAUCCUGUUUGGAUCCAGUGUAUCAUCAAUCAUGGAGCUCUACCUUGUCUUUUGAACCUGUUGAUGAAUACUUAUAAAAAGAGUAUCAAGAAGGAAGCUUGUUGGACAAUCUCAAAUAUUACAGCUGGAAAUAAGGAACAGAUUCAGGCUGUGGUAGAUGCUAAUAUAAUUGGUCCACUUGUUCACCUGCUUCAAAGUGCUGAAUUUGAUAUUAAGAAAGAAGCUGCAUGGGCAAUCUCAAAUGCUACAUCUGGUGGAACUCACGAGCAAAUCAAGUACCUUGUAAGUCAAGGUUGUAUCAAACCCUUGUGUGACCUUCUUAUCUGCCCUGAUCCAAGGAUAAUCACAGUUUGUUUAGAAGGUCUUGAAAACAUAUUGAAAGCGGGAGAAGCUGACAAGAAUUUGGGCAAUAAUGGAGGAGUUAAUCUUUAUGCACAAAUGAUCGAUGAUGCUGAAGGGUUAGAGAAAAUUGAGAAUUUACAGUCUCAUGACAACACUGAGAUCUAUGAGAAAGUUGUUAAGGUUCUUGAGACAUACUGGUCAGAUGAGGAUGAUGGGACAUUGCCCCCAGGGGAUGCUUCUCAAUCUGGAUUCCAAGGGGCUGAGUUUAAUGUUCCUGCAGGUGGAUUCAAUUUCAGCUAGAGGAAUACAUUGGGUCUGUCCUUGGAGCGAUGAUGUUACAAAGUUUUAAAUUCAAGUGAGGCCUCUGGGUGUCCUUCUAAGUGCUCUUUGAGUGAUCUGUGUUAUCAAUGUACGUUUUGAGCAGGUUCGUAGAAAGUAGCGAGGGAAAAAGAAGGAUUGAUUAGCUGGCUGAUUUACUGCUACAAUAAAGAGGAGAUUCAAGUGUUUUAUUUUUUAGUGCAUGUAAAGCAAAAUGGUUUGAGUCCUGUUUGUUGAGUUUGUCAUUGUUGUGGUGUGGGCGUUUCUCCAAAUAGCUUCUUGUAUUGUUAUUUUGACACUCCCUCUACAUCCACCUACCUUCUUGUCAUAAGUAAGCAUCAUAAGAUUCUUUUUGCCUUGGAAGGGGGUGAACUUUAUUAUAAGAAUGUUAUUGUCAUUAUACUUUUGAGGAAAUAUAUGUGAGAGAGAUUGGUUGUUGAAGUAGGAAUGGAAGCCUCUUGUGUUCCUGAAGAGGAUGAGAAUAGUAUUCACCAUUGAUUGUAUAUAUUAUGUGUGUUUGUUUCUUCUUUAAGUUGUAUGUUCUAAAGAAAUUAGAAAAGAGAUGGUGGGACAGGUUGUUGAAGCAGGAAAGGAAGCCUCUUGUGUUCUUGAAGAGGAUGAGAAUGGUAUUCACAAUUGAUUGUAUAUAUUAUGUGUGUUUGUUUGUUCUUUAAGUUGUUGAUUGUAUCUCAUGAGCCAACAAAACCUAUUCAACUUC